UGGAAGCGAGCGCUUCUAUCGGGUGCAUAAAAAGAAGAGCACCGAGGCUGCGUCUGGUAGUGGGCAGUCGUCGCCAGACACCAAGUUAUACAAAAACUACGACAGCCUACUAUUCUUGCUGGAUGUAGAUUCAUCGAACACGAGCACAAUUGGAAAUUUCUUAACGGAGGAAGAAAUUCCUUUCGAUGACGAAGCAUCGAGGUCAUUUAUGAACUUAAGCGGCAUCAACUCCUCAACGCCAGCUAUUGCAGUGCCUCGGAAAAGUAAGAGCAAUGCUGUAGAAUGUGAGCUGCUUACCGCCAUGAAAAGUGUUAGAGCAUCCGUUGAGCGCAAGUCUGCUUUUUCGAAUAUUUUUGGACAGCAUCGCCCUUACCGUUGA
Molecule: messenger RNA, 379 nt
Organism: Rhagoletis pomonella (apple maggot)
Lineage: Eukaryota; Metazoa; Arthropoda; Insecta; Diptera; Tephritidae
Exons: 2
Source: RefSeq, a predicted model, not a curated record